AUGCAAAUUUUCGUCAAAACCUUAACUGGCAAAACUAUUACACUUGAAGUUGAACCAAGUGAUACGAUUGAAAACGUUAAAGCUAAGAUCCAAGAUAAAGAAGGUAUUCCACCUGAUCAACAACGAUUAAUUUUUGCUGGCAAACAACUUGAAGAUGGUCGUACACUCAGUGACUACAACAUUCAAAAAGAAAGUACACUUCACUUAGUUCUUCGACUUCGUGGUGGUAUGCAAAUAUUCGUUAAAACACUUACUGGAAAAACAAUAACACUUGAAGUUGAACCAAGUGAUACGAUUGAAAACGUUAAAGCUAAGAUUCAAGAUAAAGAAGGUAUUCCACCAGAUCAACAACGAUUAAUUUUUGCCGGUAAACAACUUGAAGAUGGUCGUACACUCAGUGACUACAACAUUCAAAAAGAAAGCACACUUCAUCUUGUACUUCGUCUACGUGGUGGUAUGCAAAUUUUCGUCAAAACCUUAACUGGCAAAACUAUUACACUUGAAGUUGAACCAAGUGAUACGAUCGAAAAUGUCAAAGCAAAAAUUCAAGAUAAAGAAGGUAUUCCACCUGAUCAACAACGAUUAAUUUUUGCCGGUAAACAACUUGAAGAUGGUCGCACACUUAGUGAUUACAAUAUCCAAAAAGAAAGUACACUUCAUCUUGUACUUCGUUUACGUGGUGGUAUGCAAAUAUUCGUUAAAACACUUACUGGAAAAACAAUAACACUCGAAGUUGAACCAAGUGAUACUAUCGAAAACGUGAAAGCAAAAAUUCAAGAUAAAGAAGGUAUUCCACCUGAUCAACAACGACUUAUCUUUGCUGGCAAACAACUUGAAGAUGGUCGAACACUUAGUGAUUAUAAUAUUCAAAAAGAAAGUACUCUUCAUCUUGUACUUCGUUUACGUGGUGGUAUGCAAAUAUUUGUUAAAACACUUACGGGCAAAACAAUAACACUCGAAGUUGAACCAAGUGAUACAAUUGAAAAUGUCAAAGCAAAAAUUCAAGAUAAAGAAGGUAUUCCACCUGAUCAACAACGAUUAAUUUUUGCCGGUAAACAACUUGAAGAUGGUCGCACACUUAGCGAUUACAAUAUCCAAAAGGAAAGUACACUUCAUCUUGUACUUCGACUUCGUGGUGGUGACAUGCAAUAA
Molecule: messenger RNA, 1152 nt
Organism: Rotaria sp. Silwood2
Lineage: Eukaryota; Metazoa; Rotifera; Eurotatoria; Philodinida; Philodinidae
Source: the annotation of a GenBank genome assembly